AUGCCUUUUAUUCCACAUACUCCAGAGUCCCUCCUCUCCAGGUCCGAUUCCAAGAACCCAGCAGUGACCUGCAGAGGCCUUACGUCGAACGGCCGGUCAUGUCGAAGAGCAAUCUCCAAGAGUCCUCAAUCUUCUCCAGGACCAAGUUCACCAGGAGUACUAAACCCAGAAGGCUUCUGUUGGCAACAUCAAGAUCAAGCAGCAGCCCACACUUCCCCUUCAGCCUCACCACAACGCCGCGACGGCACGAUUCGAGAACGAACAAGUGUAGACACAUUGGUUGAUCGAUUGGGUCUGCUUGAGGUUGAGCAGAGGAAAGCGCGUAGACGCCAUCAGCGCAGCUCAUCCUCUGGCUUCCACAAUAAGAAAGCUACGAAUGAUGGCACCAAUCCUCCCCAGAUUUCGGAAAAGCGAAAACCCCCAGAUAUGCAAAGGCCCAAGCGGAAGCCGAGGAGUAAUUUGGUGCUUCUCUGUUGUAUUGGGGAGGUAGACGAAAGCAGAAAGGCACCAAGACCAAUCCACAAACCAGGCGGGGACACGACUGUUACCAUAUCUACGCACAAUCGUUCUAGUAUACCGACGAAAGAGAAAUUCAACAGGCCAUUGAUAGACCGCGAUCCUUCUUCCCAAACGGGAGAGUUCCUCUCUCUCAUCCCAGCAGCCACUCCACCACAAACCACAGCAUUAUUACUCGUCGAAUUAGCCAAACCAGUCUCAGAAAACGAUGACGAAGGCUUCAUAUAUAUGUUCUGGCUUACCCUGGAAUCCCUCCCAGCAGAUCCCCCUUCCGAAACUGCAUCCUCCUUGCUCGCCCCUCCCGCACGGCCUAGUCAUGGCCAUAGACGAACCUCCGACGUCCUAAAUACCUUUUCGUCGACUACCCCGAAUACACAAAAUAGGAAAACGAUGCUUCUGAAGAUUGGGAGAGCUCAAAACGUACAACGGCGUCUCAAUCAAUGGACGCGGCAAUGUGGAUAUAAUUUGUCCCUCAUACGUUACUACCCUUACCAUCCAACAACGAUGCCGGAUGGGAACGAGACGCCACGGACACCGAGAAAGGUCCCUAAUGCCCAUAAGGUGGAGAGAUUGAUUCAUAUCGAGUUGAAUGCAAAGCGAGCACAAAACAGCGGUAAAUGUGGCGCUUGUGGGAGAGAGCAUCGAGAAUGGUUCGAGGUGGAUGCCAGCAGGGAAGGCGUCAAGGCGGUAGAUGCUGUUAUAAGGCGCUGGGUUGAUUGGGGCGAAAGACAGGCUUCUAGGUGA
This is a messenger RNA of Venustampulla echinocandica, 1260 nucleotides long. RefSeq lists its product as uncharacterized. The record is from RefSeq and is a predicted model, not a curated record. The transcript has a single exon. The coding region runs from base 1 to 1260 and encodes 419 amino acids. NCBI's taxonomy places the organism in Eukaryota, Fungi, Ascomycota, Leotiomycetes, Helotiales, Pleuroascaceae.